Molecule: messenger RNA, 1036 nt
Organism: Dendronephthya gigantea
Lineage: Eukaryota; Metazoa; Cnidaria; Anthozoa; Malacalcyonacea; Nephtheidae
Product: HMG domain-containing protein 3-like
Exons: 5
Coding region: 47-931 (294 amino acids)
Source: RefSeq, a predicted model, not a curated record
GCCAAGAAAAGAAAUAAACGGUGACCCUGGAGUUUUACAUGCACUGAUGAAGUCGAAGAAUCUUGACAUGAACGAUAUCGAUUCAUGGAAUGCUGAUUCUCUCCGUGCCGUAUGUCAGGCUUCUGGCAUAAAUGUUGCUGGCAUGUCAAACGGUCUAAUGGUUGCUGAGCUUCGAUCGUUGUAUGCAACAUUGUUGGUUGGCAUCUCUCCAUGUCACGAAUUCACAAAAGUUAUCGGACAUACUGGGGGAUUCUAUCAUUUUGUUUGCCGCCAUGGGACAACUGUUGGAUCAAAGUUCUUGAUGCUUCAAGAGUCUGUUCGGGAUGCAGCAGACAUAUAUCUUUCCCUGAAAUACCCACCGUCGCUUUUCGUGAAUGAUACACCAUGCACGUUUUCAAGGCAUCUUGAUAUUCGAGCGCCGAAUGUCACAAAAUAUCUUUGGGGAGAUAACGUUGGAUGUUUCGAACCACCAAGCUUAGACAAAUGUCCAUCCCAGGUUAGCGUACCUCACCUUGUACCGCUGGAAUUUCAAUCUAGUAGAAUGGGAUAUAAGGACGAGAAAGAGCUUCAAGAGUGGGAACACCCUGUGACUGGUCAUACACAUCGCUAUGUUGUAGGGGAUAGAUUUCACUCCUCAACAAAUCCCCACAAAUCGCCUCUAUGCAGAUUUCAUGACUUGAAUUUAUGUGAACAGAAGAAUGCCAUUAAAACGAGUUAUCAGGAGAGCGAAAACAAUAGAAAAAAUUUUUUACGCCUUAGAAGCUCCACGAUGCAAAAAUUUUUGGUUCAUUUUCAUUACAAUUACCUAAUGGACUACUACCACAACGAGAAGAUUGUGGAAGAUCUAACCACCAAGAUGCUCGGUCGUGUAAGAGAAGAUGAAAAAUUAGUCAGAGGCCCAUACCAUAAACUUGUUGUUGAAGAAAAAUAAGGUGCGCCGCAUAUUAUGUAAUGUAUAGCGUUUUAACGUUUCUGCCAAAGGUUAUAUGUCAGAGAGGAGCACACAAUAUGAACAAGUGGCAGUUUCAUACAUCUU